Molecule: messenger RNA, 2190 nt
Organism: Salpingoeca rosetta
Lineage: Eukaryota; Choanoflagellata; Craspedida; Salpingoecidae
Exons: 9
Coding region: 179-1861 (560 amino acids)
Biological process (GO): signal transduction; regulation of GTPase activity
Cellular component (GO): cytoplasm
Source: RefSeq, a predicted model, not a curated record
UCAACGAUGAGCUGACUGAUGAGGAGUGUGUGUGUCAUCCAGGCACCACCCCACACCAACACACACUCAACACACUCAACACACUCACAACACACUCAACGCAUCAAGACAGACACACACACACACACACACACACACACACACACACACACACACACACACACACACACACCUCUGCAUGGCGGAGGGCGGGAGUGUGCAGCUGCGAUUGCUGCACUUGAAAGGCCUUCGGCUUGCAUUGCGAAGUAGCGAUGUGGCCGUCACGUGCAAGACCGACACAAGCUUCGGACCACACCGGGCGCGAGCUGUGAUAACAAAGCGGACAAGCUACGAGCAGCAGCCCUCGCUCACAGUGGGAAUCGAGGGCGCAAAGUUCCUCAAAGUCAUCGUGGCAGACCUGCUCACCUUUGGCCGAGAAAGCGUCGUCGGCACAGCCACCAUCGACCUCCAGCAGCUUGCCAUCGCCGUUGGCAGCACCCGCACCUUGUCACUGCCGUUAUCGCCUCAGGGAGAAGUCAAGGUCUGGAUCCGAUUCCUGGGAAGCAGACCCAUGUUUGGCGUCGACCUGCAAGCCAUCACCCAGCGUGAAGGGACCACCGUUCCACGCAUCGUCACCAGAUGCAUACGGGCGGUGGAGGAAGCAGGCCUCGGUGUCGAGGGCAUAUAUCGGGUGCCAGGUUCGCAGCCGGCCAUCGACGCUCUCAAGGCUUCCUUCCAGGAAACGCAGGGCCAAUUCGAGUUUAAGAAGGAGCACCUGGUGAGCAUCAACAACGUUGCCAGCUUGCUCAAGCAGUUUCUGAACGCGCUGCCGCGCUCGCUGCUGCACAGCCAGGCGGCGACGAUGCUUGCCAUCUUUUCCAAAGGCGCCCCCUCCACCAUGAACCGCGCCUUGUUUGAGAGUUUUAUGGCAGUCGACGAGCCCAGUCGUGCAACGGCGCUCGCCCUCCUCACGCACAUGCGCAAGAUUGCCAAGCAUUCAGACAAGAAUCAGAUGACCUUCUCCAACCUUGCCACGUGCUUUGGGCCAAACCUCAUCUCGCACCCCAGCACCCCCACACACGCGCCCACAACCGCAGAGGAAAUGCACAGGAUUGCAUCCCAAUCAAGGGAGUGCAACGCGUUUGUGUCGUAUUUGCUUGGACAGGACGACCUGCUGUGCGCGUGUGCGUGUAAAGACGAGAGCAAACUGGAGAGUGAUGGCCCGCCCUCGCCCGUCUCUGCAUCAUCUUCGUCAUCAUCCACCUUGUCCACUUCAUCUGCAUCAGCACACAGGCGGCCGCUCGAUGUGUUUCAGCAACACCAGCCCGUCGACUUUACUGCUUUCCGCCUUGUCUGCCACGAGCUUGGCUGGUACGUUGCGCGCGACGAAGAGCACGUGUUCGCGGAAGCAGCGGAUGGAGCGUCCACCAUCUCCUGGCGACAGUUCAAGCGGUGGUGGGAGGAGAGCGAUCGAAGCAAGCUGUCGUCGCAGAAGCUGUAUGCUCUCAAGCGCGCCGCUCGCUUCUUCAUGCUAUUCGCAAUACAUGACGCUGCUGAUCCGGUCCAGCGUUCUGUGACGGCCGACGAGUGCGCCGUCGUGCAAAGCGCAGUACGUUGCAGUGACGGGUGUGGCGCACACGUGCGCGUGGGUGUCUCUCUUGAGAACUCAUGUUCUCGAGCGCACCUGCUCGUACUAUUCGUUUUGUUGCACUGCCUCGUGUUGCUCUGCCCCCACUUAUUCCCUGUUUCAACCCCCCCUCUCUCUUCUAUUCACACACACACACACGCACACACAAAAGUGCACGCGCAUUCCCUUCUCUCUUCCGUUUAUGUUAACUUCCCGCUGCGUUUGCACUAUCGACAACAACCAGAGACUUUGUAGUGCCACGUUUGCUUUGCCAAUCGUUGUCCAUACGCCAUCUCUGGUCGCUUCCUGUUCAUUGACCGUUCUGACCCCCAGUUCUAACUGCCGCUGCUGCUACCCUCCACCCCGUUGUUCUACCUUCACGCCAGUUAUUGUUGUUGUUGUUGGUGUUGCUGCUGGUGUUGCUGCACAUGGUUCCUGGUAUGAGGUCAUGCUCACACAGCCAAACCAACGCGCGCACACAAUACAAGUACACCCUCGCAAGUGCGUGCUAGCACAAGCUUGAUUGAUGGCUCACAACUCAUCAGGUGUAGCCGUUUAUCUUGCGAUAGAGGUCAAAAUAAGUA